AUGGCAGUUCAAAAUAAAGUUUUAUAUGCCUUCCGAGGGUGGAUAGCGUUUGUGGCUUUUAUGGACUUGGGAACUGCUGGGCGUUCUUAUAUCGAGAGGAGAUCGUUCUUAAGCCCUAAUGGUGAUAAUGACCAGUUAGAUGGUGAUUUCACAAUAUCCCGCAUGCUGGGAAUGUACUCUGUGUUAAAAGCAUUAGCCUUAAUUCACUGUACUCUAUAUAUACAUUAUAGGCCUGUUGUGUCUAUGGGGUACUGGUCUUUAAGCCUAACGAUAAUAUUAUAUGUCACUGAGGCUUUCUAUUUUCAUUCAACGGAUCUUAACUUUUACGUGGUGUUUCCAUGCAUAUUGAAUACAUUAACAUUAAUAGGAUUAAUAUAUCUCCCAUCGAAGUUAAAAUUGUGGGGUACAAUACCCGGCACGUCAGGCAUGGACAGAGACGUGGAUGAUGAAAAUACACAAAUAUUACGACAAAUGGGCAAUUUUAGAAGACGAAAAACUGGCAACCCUAUCAAAAACAAACAUGUC
Messenger RNA from Brenthis ino (lesser marbled fritillary), 525 nucleotides. The record is from the annotation of a GenBank genome assembly. NCBI's taxonomy places the organism in Eukaryota, Metazoa, Arthropoda, Insecta, Lepidoptera, Nymphalidae.